AAUAGACUGGGUCACCAAACUGCAGUCUUCCGAGGACACAAGACGCAUGUAGAUGCUCGCUGAGUUGAUCCUGAAACCAAUCACAUUCUGUCAAAUAAGUAACACAAUGAGCAGCAUUGUUUUAGAAUGGUCCGGACAAACUGAUGAACGAUUUGUCACCACGUAAAGAUGUAGAUCUUUCGUGAUGAACCAGAAGAAACCAGGAAAAACCACGCAGAACCCGAAAACUUCGACACUUUCGAUGAAUUGCUCCUGGAGUCUAGGCUUCCAAUCACUUUGUGCCAUCAAUUGCGCAGGUUUAGAUAUAGUGACUCGGCAUAAUUUCGUCGCACCCUGUUUUUCGAGGUCUGAUCGGUCGGUGUAUUUGCACGUACAGUGGUUGGGUGUGGUUCUAACUCCAACGGCAUCGACCAACUUCUCGCUGCAGCUCUUCUCUGCUCCGAGCUUCUGGUUCAUCGAGAAUCUAUCUUUACUUGACGGUUGCUCGAUUCACGCCGUGACCGCUCAUCGAUCCGAUGAUUGAAGUGGAGACCGAGUUUCAGUGUCGGUGAAUUGUAGCGACAGAGGGCAACAAGAUCGGUGAAGCAUAUGCGAUCUGGCUCGAAAAGAACGUGUUUCAAAUUGUUCCUAUAUAAAUUGAAGCACGUUGCUUGUGCUCAAAACAAAGGCAUGUUCGAAUCUAUUACAUGUUUGAAGUAUACUAUGAAAGUUUGUUAUGGCAUAAUACCGCUACGUAUACUUGUACAUAGAUUCAUCCCAAUGCAUCUAUACUUCAUAUAUUCGAAUUCACGUGUUGAAAUAUCUGUAUAAAUUGAAGCAUCCUAUAAAAUAAACUAUUAAUAAUCAUUGAGCUUGAGUCCUAAUUCAUGGCAGACAUUCAUGAGAUCGCAACGUAUAAUAUUUUCUAAGUUGACAAAAUUAUUUUCUGUUUGAUUGGGAAACAUGUGAAAACAUGCAACGUGACACAAGCUGAUUCAGUGAUCUCAACCAGUUAAGCGUGCAAGAUUGGCAACAAAAUCGUCUGAGAAUCCUUCAUCUGUAGAACAUGAAACGUGGGUACAAAGAAGGUUCUCUACCCUUUUCCUACUUUUAAGUAUAGUUUAGUAACUGAUUCGUUGAUUGGUAACAUGAGCUGUAAUAAAAUUAUUGUGGUUGAAUCAUGGAAGGCAAAUAAAGAUGUGGAAUGAUUGUAAGUUG
Physcomitrium patens is the source of this 1197-nucleotide messenger RNA. RefSeq lists its product as uncharacterized. Lineage: Eukaryota; Viridiplantae; Streptophyta; Bryopsida; Funariales; Funariaceae. The record is from RefSeq and is a predicted model, not a curated record.